This is a messenger RNA of Osmia bicornis bicornis, 1278 nucleotides long. RefSeq names its product surfeit locus protein 6 homolog (gene Surf6). The transcript is spliced from 4 exons. Gene Ontology annotation, biological process: ribosomal small subunit biogenesis; ribosomal large subunit biogenesis. The record is from RefSeq and is a predicted model, not a curated record. Gene Ontology annotation, molecular function: RNA binding; DNA binding. Lineage: Eukaryota; Metazoa; Arthropoda; Insecta; Hymenoptera; Megachilidae. Gene Ontology annotation, cellular component: nucleolus. The coding region runs from base 194 to 1084 and encodes 296 amino acids.
ACUUCACUGUUUUUGUUUAAACUUUAAAAAAAAAAAAAGAGAUGUUUAGUCUGCUUGUGAGUUUGCGCAUUACUAUACAGUUCAUAACCUAUGUUAUAGUUUUCAAAAGUUAAAAAACGUGUAUGUGAUUUGCUAGAUUCUGACACAAAACUGUAUUUACAUUGCGAUAUAACACACGUGGGUUUAGAAAAACAUGCAAUUAAAAAUGUCUAAACCAUUUGACAAAAAACUUGUUAAGCAGUUAUUGCUGAAAGAAAACGAAUUUAUUUCACAGAUAUUUUCAAGAACACCUUUCCCUGUAUCUGAAUUAGUUUCAGAUGAUCAAAGUAAUGUAAUAGUACAAAAUAAUAAAACAGCAUCAAAAGGAAAAAUUUUUUCACAUUUAAACGGAAAAGUGAAAAGAGCACAAACAUUUGAAGAGUUACAUGCUAGACUCGAAGGAUUAAGAAAUAUUAAAAGGCUAGGAUAUAAGGAAAAACAAUUGAAAAAGAACUUGAAAAAUAGAAUAAAAAAGAUAUCAAAGAGGGAAGAACAUUUGAUGCAGAAGAAAGCUGUUAAAAUAGAGCAAAAUGCAAGUGGUUUGUCCAAAAUUAAAAAGGAAGACAGCGAAGUACAGAAAAUUCCAAGACCAAAACCCAUAUUUAAUUCAGAAGGUAAAAUGGUUUUCAGUAAGUUUGACUUUUCUGAAAUUGGAACAAAAAAGAAACCACCUAGAAAAGAUACAAAGAAAAUUCUUCUUGAAUUAAAGCAGAAGAAAGAAAAGUUAAAGGAAAUGGAACAAUCAGGUGAAAUAGAAAAGGCUCAAGAACUUAAAGAAAAAGAUGCAUGGAAAUCUGCUUUAGCAAAGGCCUCUGGUGAAAAAGUGAAAGAUGAUUCUGAUUUGCUUAAACGAACAAUAAAGAGAAAAGACCAGCAGAAAAAACAAAGUACUAAGAAAUGGGAAUCAAGGUUAGAAAAUGUUCAGAAAGGGAUUCAAGAAAGGCAAGAAAAGCGUCAAGAAAAUAUCAUGAAGAGGAAAAAAGAGAAAAAAUUGAACAAGUUAAAAAAGGCGUCUAAAAAAGGACGAGCGAUGCCCGGAUUUUAGGCAUUAUAUAUGUAUAAUAAGUAUGUUUAGAAGAAUUUUAUAUUUGAUAUAUUUGAAUACAUUCUAAUUGCUCUUGUAUAAAUAAUUAUUUCGUAUAUCUAGUAAUAUUAUUUACAUCAGACGUAUUGACAGUUUUCAACACUAAAAAUCCGUAUAUCGAUUUCAUAAUAUAUAAAAGUGUGAAGUUUCUGGUG